This is a messenger RNA of Xyrauchen texanus (razorback sucker), 7562 nucleotides long. RefSeq names its product zinc finger transcription factor Trps1-like. The transcript has 7 exons. The record is from RefSeq and is a predicted model, not a curated record. Bases 1120 to 5007 code for a protein of 1295 amino acids. Gene Ontology annotation, biological process: regulation of transcription by RNA polymerase II. Gene Ontology annotation, molecular function: zinc ion binding; DNA-binding transcription factor activity; RNA polymerase II transcription regulatory region sequence-specific DNA binding. NCBI's taxonomy places the organism in Eukaryota, Metazoa, Chordata, Actinopteri, Cypriniformes, Catostomidae. Gene Ontology annotation, cellular component: nucleus.
GCGAAUCAAUGAGCAUUGCGAUCACGGCAAGAAGAACGAUGAGAUGUGAUUUUUUAGCUGUAGUUCCUGAAUGCUGAUGGCUUUUAGGCGGCGAUUGUUAUGUAAUGUUGAGAAGGGCGAAGGGAUUUGAUGAAUCAGUUGAGCGCUACUUUGCAAUGAAAAUAAGAGCAGGGCUCCUCGGAUUUGGGUUUUUUAGGCGAAAUAGACAAUGAAAUUGUCGUUUUGUUAGCUUCUUGUAGUGGGCUCGUGUUCAGAGACAAGACACGAGUUUUUUUUUGGAUUACUUUUUCCUUCCCAUUUUCUUUUAUAGCCAUUUCGUUGUGUUGCAAAUGCAUUUUGCGCAAGAUAACACACAUAAUGUAGAAAGUCCGCCUUUUUCCUUUAACAUUUAAGCUGUACAAUAUAAAUGAAUUAUGUUUUUUAUCGACGUGACGUGUUUUAAGGCAUUGUUUAUGUUAAAACUAACAGACAAAAGCAGCGAUACGGCUCGUAGCUUUAGUUAUACAAAGUUUCAUUAGUGUGUUAGGCUACUGAACGGCAUUUUCCACACAAACUUCGAAAACUUUCCGUAACUGAUGUUCGAUAAGAAAACGCGUAGGCAUGGCAACGCGCUGAACGUUACACUUCAUUUUCCAGAUUCAAAGAGGUGCAGAUUGUUUACAUGACAGGCUACAGACCUUAAGUGGCUUUUAUCAGUAUUUUGCGGUUGUGUUCGAAGGCAGGUAGCAAAAAAGAUGUAUUUCUGUUUCAUUGCUUGAACUUUUCUUCGAGGCGAUGGAGACGCAAAGCAAGUUUCGGAGGAAAAGUUUAUGAAAAGCGUGAUCGAGAAUAGCUGUGUGGUCACCACUUGCAUUCUGGAUCAUCUAUACCUGUGAGGUCUUCUGAGAGAAGGGAAUUACGGGACAGCGCAUUUCAUAAGCAACGCACGUACAGGCAACAUAGCGCGAAUAAACUUUGUGAGCACUGCAGGAAACAUGGAAUGAUUCCCAGGCCAGAAUGGAUGUGGAAUAAAGGAUACCUCAGAGGAAAAGGGCUCCUCAGGGAAGGGUCUUUUGAUUACUCUGCCAACUCUGUUAUCUGCCUCCUUGUUGGAAUUGAGCGUGAUAAUGCUAUAACCCAAUGUUUAACAGAGAUAUGGUGCGGAAAAAGAAUCCCCCUUUGAGAAGCUUUGGCGGUGAGGAAGAGGAGGGUGAGGCGGUGGCUGCCGAGGCCACGGGCCCAGAGAACGGUAACACAGGGAGCCAGGCCUCUGAGCCCGAUAGGCCGAUGGGUGAAGAGCAGGAAGAGCCGUCCUCUCCUGGCCCCAUCAAACCCGACAGGCCUGACUUGCAUUACUCCAUUCACAAAGAGGCUGCCAAUGCAGCGUCCUACCCCAGACUUGAGUGCUCUGAUACUGGGUUGCUAGACUCUGCCACCUCCAUGAUGCAAUCGGAUCAAGAUGAGGAAGGGGACCCAGCUCAGAGCAUGGCUAGAGACAUUGAGGAUGACCGGAAUGGUCUAAGGCCUAUCACCCGAUCAGGCUGCAUCAUUGUACAAAGCUGCACCAGUAAUGGAGAAGAGAGAGACUCCACCCAGAGCUCACCAGCUUUGUUAAACUUUGAGAGCCCUCGUGGAGCUGGUGUAGAAGGCUCCAAAGUCCCACCUGUUACAGUUCAUCCACAGAGGCCCAUAGGGGGAGUAGAGGAGGCCCCUAGUCCUCUGGGUGCUGAGACAGGAGCUCCCCUGCCCUCCUCACCCAAACUGCAGGACUUUAAGUGCAACAUUUGUGGGUAUGGUUACUAUGGCAAUGACCCCACAGACCUGAUCAAACACUUUCGUAAGUACCAUCUUGGCCUGCACAACCGGACGCGUCAGGACGCAGAGUUGGACAAUAAGAUCCUGGCACUACACAACAUGGUGCAGUUCACAGCCCAGACACAGACCAAAGACUCAGCACGGCUCCUCGGCCAGUCAGCUCAGAGUGGCUCUGUGGCAGAAGCACGGUCACCUGGUUCCUCUGUGCUUAACGGUACCUAUGACAUACAGGUUACGUUAGCAGGCACUUUCAUCGGAAUUGGGAGGAAGACACAGGAUUGUCAAGGAAACACCAAGUACUUUCGCUGUAAGUUCUGUAACUUCACCUACAUGGGAAGCUCCUCAGUAGAUCUAGAGCAGCAUUUCCUGGCCACGCACCCAAAUAAGAUGAAGAGCCCACCUCCAUCCAACCCCAACCUUGAGGAGAAGUCUUCUGAGCAGAAGGGGAAUGGCAUGCCAUGCAUAGGGGCUGAUGAGCAGGGAAAGUGGGCAGAUCGAGUGGCAGUGAGGGCAGAAGAUGACUCUGUAGCUGGAUACUCCAUGUCAAUCAGUGCAUCUGACUCCCCAAGACGCACUGGAGUCGACAGCCCAGCUGCGUAUUACUGGUGUAAGUAUUGUAGUUUCAGCUGCGAAGCCAACAGCACGUCUAGGCUUCUGGAGCACUAUGAGAAGAGACACGGUCAGGUGGGCAUCAGGGAGGGAAGUCCAGGGGACAGGGACGGAAAGGCCUGCGAUGGAGAAUCCCAUUUACGGAAGAAGGAACACCAGAGUGGGAAAACUGGGACGGCAGGUGACCCAGAAACAGUAGUAACCAGUUACAACUGUCAGUUCUGUGACUUCCGUUAUUCUAUGACCCAUGGUCCGGAUGUAAUUGUCGUGGCUCCACUUUUGCAUCACUACCAGCGGGCUCACAGUAUUCACAAGUGCACCAUCAAGCAUUGCCCCUUCUGCCCGCGUGGACUCUGCACUCCUGAGAAGCACUUGGGUGAUAUCUCAUACCCCUUUGCUUGCCGUAAGAGCUCGUGCUCACACUGUGCUAUACUUUUGCUGCAGUUGACAGCCGGAGGGACCACUACCCCAUCCCCACCACCUAGAGCAUCCGUCACCCACCUCUGUGACCAGUGCCUUUUCACCUCAACUGAUAUCGAUUUGCUUCUGUUGCACUAUGACAGCACCCACACCCCUCACACCUUACUGGAAGUCAAACCAGAGGGGGAGGGAUUAGGGGAUGGAGAGGCAGGGCCAGGGCGGGACCAUCCCGGAGAUUAUGCCUGCACUAAGUGCCAUUUCUUAACUGAAGUGGAGGAGGAGAUAUUUCGUCACUACAGAAGGGUUCAUGGCUGCUGUCGUUGCCGGCACUGUAGCUUCACUGCCGCUGACACCACAGCACUACUGGACCACUUCAACUCCGCCCACUGCCAGGACUCUGCUGACCCAGCCUCCAUCCCUGCCAACGGCUGCUCCACCCCUUCAACCCUUCGCAUCAAAGAGGAGAGCAAAGGUGAUCUGAAACUCUAUAGCCUGGUGCCUCCAGAGGCCAACCGAUCUGAGGGUGUGAAGAGCGAGGCCCAAGACGAGAAGGCCUGGGUCGAAGCUCUGGUCCCCGGGGUUGGAGGAAUCAGAGGUGGCGAGCAACAUGUGCAGAGCCUGGUUUGGGUGCCCAAAGAACACGCAGGGGAGAUUCUUAGGGGCAGCCCAGCCCCAUUCCCACAAGCAACGUUGGGUCUGCUGAAUGCAGUGGCAGCCGGGGUGAAAGACCAGCAGCAAAACAAGGGGGCUACAAUGCUUGGAGACUCAUCAGCACUGCUGUUCACCCUCAGCACUGAUGCUAAAAGUUACCUGCCUGGGAUGCCACCGAGCAGUGCAGAGAAAGCCGGACAGUACCCAACCUCUACAGAGAGUAAAAGUGCCAAGGAAGAGUCCCAGUCACUCUUACGGAGACGGCGGGGUUCAGGGGUCUUCUGCGCCAACUGUCUGACCACCAAGACCUCAUUGUGGAGGAAGAAUGCCAAUGGUGGCUAUGUGUGCAACGCGUGUGGCCUCUAUCAGAAGCUGCACUCGACCCCCAGACCGCUGAACAUUAUCAAGCAAAACAAUGGUGAGCAGAUCAUCCGUCGGCGGACACGUAAGCGCCUAAACCCUGAUCCUGUACCGUCUGAGCAGGUGGGGUCCAAGCAGCAGCGUGUCAACAGUGAGGAACGCCUUAAUGGCAGCCCUUUGGAGAGAAGAACUGAAGAAUCUGGAUCUGAUGGUUCUUUGUCACGGGCUGAGUCCCAAGUCCAGCUUGGCAAAUUCGAGACUUACAAUUCCUCCGGGACCAAAAGUCACCCGAGUCCCCGCUCCACCCACGCCUUCCUUGUCAACCAGACACUGGAAAUCCACAAGCGUAUGCCUCCACUGCACAUGCACAAGAGCCCUGCAGAUGGAUUAGCUGAGGCUAAUGGACUUGGUGCUGGACCCCAGGGCAGCGAUGGCAAGGGUGGCUCAGAACGGGGCAGCCCUAUCGAGAAGUAUAUGCGUCCAUCAAAGCAGUCCAGCUACUCUCCUCCCGGGAGCCCCAUUGAGAAGUAUCAGUACCCGUUCUUCAGACUACCCUUCCUCCACAAUGAUCUGCAAAGUGAAACAGACUGGUUGCGCUUCUGGACUAAGUAUAAGAUGUCUGUGCCUGGCAACCCGGGCCACUACCUAGGCCACGUGGCUGGCCUUCCCAAUCAGUGCCAAAGCUUUGUGCCUUACCCCACCUUCAGCUUACCACCUCAUUUCCCACCUCCACCGACCUCUGGACCUGAGAGCGAUACCCCACUCGACCUGGCCAUCAAGCAUUCCAAACCCAGUCUGACCCCCAAUGGGGCCCUUGUUGCCAAGGAUAAAGAUGCGGACAAGAAACAGGCAUCACCUGUAUCAGAAAAGGAAAAGGAGAUGGAUCGGCCCAUGGAAGGUGACGAGGACUGUUCUGCUUCACAAGUCUCCAAACUGCAGAAGGUUGAUCAGGCCACACAAGAUGAACUGUCCAGCAAAUGUGUCCACUGUGGCAUUGUCUUCCUAGACGAGGUCCUGUACGCCCUGCACAUGAGUUGCCAUGGUGAUGGUGGGUCCUUCCAGUGCAGUAUCUGCCUUCAUGCUUGCACUGAUAAGUACGAUUUCACAACCCACAUACAGCGAGGCCUCCACCGGGCAGUCCCUGAGGCAAACGCCAGCCCCUCUAACCAAUGAACUUUAUGGUCUAGUAUACCUGCAGUCCUAGCAUAGCUAGAGCAGUGAGGAACCCAAUGGGAGACUUGCCAGUCUAAACAAAUGUAUGAAUGAAUACAUUGAACUUUAUGCUCAAAAUGUGCCAAUAUGGAUCAUGGUGCCUAAUCAACCAAUGUAAGAAACUUCCAUCAGUAUAUCAUUUCUGUGGGAGCUCACAAACAAAAAAGCUAUUAUCUAUUUCCACUUGUAAUGAACAAGAACUGCUUUUGAAUACAUCGGUACAAGUAGCUACUCAAUUUAGAUAUAUUUUCCUUAAUCGAGAUAUGUAAUUUUGACAAGGCAGUUCAGCAAGCAAGGUACAUCUACUCAAAUGUAAUUAUUGCUUUUUUUAUUGUUGCUGUGUGUGUUCACAGAUUUUUGGAAAGUUCUCUUACUUUGUUCUGAUAAAAAAAAAUGAGGAUGUUUCAGCAUGUGUGGUUCACUGUAGGAAAAUGUGGCAGCCGUCUGUCACUAUGGCAACAGCAUAAAUGACUGUCGUCCUCAAAAAAUACAUCCAGCAUCCUCAGGGAAUGUGUGUGGCUGAAAUAGACAACAUUAGAUUAGUCUUACUGUCUCUCAUUAACAUUAUACUAAAUGUCUGAAGUUUUACUGUUUGUUGUUGUGUUUUUGGAAGAGAUAGGUUUAGGUAACUCAAGUCACAAUUCUAUCAAAACUUUUAAGCUGCUGCCUUAGUUGCUUGAAUGAAUGCAAUUCUUGUUACUCUAGAAAUUUGGGAAGGAAUUUAAAAAAUAAUAAUAAUUUCUAGGUUGUUAAUAGUAAAAUCAUAUUAUCAGUGCCUGAUAUAUUGUCCAAAGUAUUUUCUACAUGAAAUGUUAAUAUGCAACAUUGAACUUGCAUCUGAAUAAGGGCCCUCAGCUUGGCUCUGAAAAACGUUUACAUUUGCAAAUGUAGCAACACCUGCUAUUUUGACUUAACUUUUUCCACGAAAACUGUAAAACAUACAAUUUUAUUUCUUUUCCUCCAAAGGUGGAACAUUUAACAAAAGUACUAUGUUUUGUUUUUCUCGUCGUCCUUGGCCGCAAAAGGGCACUAUGCAUUCCAAGCGUCGUCCUUUCCUGUUACCUCUCCUUACCAUGUACUUUUGCUUUGUAGAUGAAGUAACUUGUUGUAUUGGACUAAAGUCUUCCUGUAUUUUUCUCCUGCUCUUCUGAUACUUCAAUUCAAGGGAAGCUGAUCAGGCUGUGCUUUAUUUGGUAUUUUUGGGAGUCAAGGCUCUAACUAAUAACACGUAGCAAGUCUAAAUUUACUCCGUUCCACCUCUAAUUCUCAGAUUAGUUUUCAGUGGUUUUACCAACAGAAAUACAAUUGAAAAUACAUUAUAAUUAAAUAAAAAUUGUUUUAAAGACUGAUGUUGAUGAAACUUUGAAAUUGCAGGUGUUUCUGGUGCCUUUCAAUGGCAGUUGUCUUAAAGAGACAUAACAUUGUUCUUUAUAGUCUUGUUUCACCUGGCUGUGCAUUGGUUUAUGCUCAUUUUGCCAUUUUUAUCAUGAGGAGUGGACAACUGUCUACCUCUACAACAACAACAAAAAUCUUAAAUUGUAAGGAGCUCAAAAGUAAUCUCUAAUCAGAAACAUAAUUUAUCAAGUCAACUGCUUGAUAUAUUGCAAAGCCAUUUAUGCAUCUCUUCAGCUUUCCAUUCUGUUUUAAUAGAAAAUAGGCUUUAAAUAAUGUCAACAUCCCUUGACAAAUGUCUUCUUUUUUUGUUUUGUCCUCUCAUCUAUGCUUCUACACGCUUGCCCCUUUUCAUGGCCAUAUGUUCAAUGAGUUGGGUCUAGUCUGACCUUAUUUAUAUCAAAAGGAUAAAGGGAGAGAGGUUCAGGCUACAAAAGUCUAAUUUGCUCUCUGUAUUUCUCUGAAACUAACCUUACUACGCUGCUUAUCUUCAAAUGCCUCUUGGAAAAAUGAUUAUUAUAAACCAUUCCUUUACACCAGACCAUUUAUACAGAUGGGUGUUAUAUAACUUAAAGAAUUGUUUAUUUUUAUGUUUUGUUUUAUCUCUAAAUGGCCAUUCUUUCUCUUUAAUUUGAAAAUAUGUUCAUGCUUGCACUUCAGUUACUCUGAUUAUUGGAAAGGAAGAAAGAUUAAAUGUGUUAUUAGCAUGCUAAGUACAGGUACUGCAUUAUAAUAAAUAAAAGAGAUCUUGCCUAUUUUUGAAGGUCUUGUGCAAGGCUUUAGCAAUAUUAAAACACAAGGAGUAUUUGUUGAAGCCUGUAAGCUUGUUUGGCCAGGGUCAAGGCAAAGGGCAUAAAUAUGUAAAUGUUUUAACCAUUAUUCUUAGAAUGUUAUUGUUUUUACACUUGCUGCAUUUUAAGUGCAUAGAUGAUGAUGAUUUAGGACUUAUUUUUCUUUUUACCUGCCACCUUAACUUUGUUUUUAUUUUUGUGUGGUAGGUUUUUACAUGCAAAAAGAUUCAAUAAAAAUGGCAAAGAUGUCUGUUACAUCUAAACUUGAAUAAUAAUAAUAAUAAUGAUGAUGACGAUGAUGAUAAUAAUAAUUAAUAAAAUAAUAAAACAUUU